Molecule: messenger RNA, 1880 nt
Organism: Drosophila novamexicana
Lineage: Eukaryota; Metazoa; Arthropoda; Insecta; Diptera; Drosophilidae
Gene: Slu7
Product: pre-mRNA-splicing factor Slu7
Exons: 5
Coding region: 111-1853 (580 amino acids)
Biological process (GO): mRNA splicing, via spliceosome
Cellular component (GO): spliceosomal complex
Molecular function (GO): pre-mRNA 3'-splice site binding
Source: RefSeq, a predicted model, not a curated record
AACGUUUUUGGCGAAUGGCAUGUAUUGUUAUCGCACUUUCUUUGUAUUAUGCUAUCGAUAUAUUAAAGUAAAUCUCUAUCGUUUUGUUAACAUUAAACAAAUCUCUCGCUAUGAGUUCGGGCGCUGUUCGAACGCCCGUAUCGCAAAUAAUCCACAAUAAGGAUGAUCAAGAUGUUGAGGACGAGCCCAAAAAGAAGUCACGCGAAGAUUGGCGCAAGGCCAAGGAGCUGGAGGAAGCCCGAAAAGCGGGUACUGCGCCGGCCGCCGUUGACGAGGAAGGUCGUGACAUAAAUCCACACAUUCCGCAGUAUAUUUCAAAUGCGCCCUGGUACUACGGCUCCCAGGGGCCCACAUUAAAGCAUCAACGGCCACAGCACGAAGAUGAACGUGGUCAAUUGGACAAUAGGGCUCCCAAAGGCCUGGACACCACAAAACUGGUUACCAAGUUUCGUAAGGGCGCCUGUGAAAAUUGUGGCGCCAUGACCCAUAAGAAAAAGGAUUGCCUGGAAAGGCCGCGCAAGGUCCAGGCCAAGUACGCCGAAUCGAUUGUGGUGCACGACGAGCACAUUGUGACCGAUGCGUCGAUUAACUAUGAUGAAAAGCGGGAUCGAUGGAGCUCCUACGAUCCUUCCAAUCAUCGCGAAAUCAUCGAGGAGUAUGAAAAAGUCGAGGAAGCAAAGCGCCAGCUUAAGGCAGAGAAAUUAAAGAAUGAUCCUGAUGCUGAAAUCUCCGAUGAGGAGGGUAACGAGGACAAAUACGUGGACGAGGUGGACAUGCCAGGCACAAAAGUCGACUCAAAACAGCGUAUUACCGUGCGUAAUUUACGCAUACGUGAGGAUACAGCGAAAUAUUUGCGCAAUUUGGAUCCAAACUCAGCUUACUAUGAUCCCAAGACGCGAUCUAUGCGCGACAAUCCCAAUCCAGCUGUUCCAGCGGAGGAAGCGGAGUUUGCGGGCGAGAACUUUGUACGUUUCUCUGGGGACACAACAGCCCAAGCCACUGCACAAUUGUUCGCUUGGGAGGCGCACGGCAAGGGCGUCGAUGUCCAUUUGCUUGCCGAGCCCACAAAGCUGGAGCUGCUGCAGAAGGAGUACGAACAGAAAAAGGAACAGUUCAAGUCAAGUACCAAAACAGACAUCGUGGAAAAGUACGGAGGCGAGGAGCACUUACAGGUGCCGCCCAAAUCGUUAUUGCUUGCUCAAACCGAGGAAUAUGUCGAGUACUCGCGCAGUGGCAAGGUUAUCAAAGGCAUCGAGAAGCCUAAGGCACGCAGCAUAUACGAGGAGGAUGUGUACAUAAACAAUCACACAACCAUAUGGGGCAGCUUUUGGAAUUCCGGUCGUUGGGGCUACAAAUGCUGCAAAUCCUUUAUUAAGAACUCCUACUGUGUGGGCAUGCAGGAGCCGGAAGGCUAUUCCGAUCAACAGCAGCAGCAUCCGGCAACAUCAAGUGCACCUCCAGUCGCCGCUCCAAUUGUAGAUGCUGUGCCAAAAAUACAGACGGAAGCAUUAGAAAAUGAGGCACCAGGCUCCGAAGUAGAUUCUGCGCCUAGUUCGGAAGAUUCCUCCGAAACUGAAGAGGAAAUAAAGGAGAGCAAAAAAUCAAAGAAAAAAUCAAAAAAGCGCGAAAAGAAAAAGAAAGCCAAGGAGCAGCGAAAAAACAAAAAGAAACACAAAGAAAUUAAGGAAAAGGAGACGCCUGCAGUCCGAUCCGAGAAUCAGCCUGAUGAAAUUGAUGAUAGAAAGCGGCCAUACAAUAGCAUGUACGAUGUUAAGGCGCCUACCGAGGAGGAAAUCGAGGAAUGGAAGAAGAAACGCACGCGCACCGACGAUCCCAUGCUGCAAUUUUUAUAAACAAAUGUAUAUACCUAAUAUAUUAAA